Molecule: messenger RNA, 858 nt
Organism: Meloidogyne enterolobii
Lineage: Eukaryota; Metazoa; Nematoda; Chromadorea; Rhabditida; Meloidogynidae
Source: the annotation of a GenBank genome assembly
AAAAAUCAAAUUUUAAAUUUUUUUCAAAUAUUUUCUAAAAUGCGAUUUUGCUCAAAUAAAUUACUUGUUCUGUCUCACGAAAUAAAAGCUUUAUCUACUUCUAUUCGAACAAAUACAACAACAUCUACACAUUUCGGGUUUGAAAAAAUUAAAGAAGAAGAGAAACAACAAAGAGUCAAAACAGUUUUCUCAAAUGUAGCAAAGAAAUAUGAUUUAAUGAAUGAUGCAAUGAGUUUAUUUAUUCAUCGAUUGUGGAAAGAUUAUUAUGUCCAAAAUUUGCCUUUAAACAAAAAUUGUAAAGUUGUGGAUGUGGCUGGAGGUACUGGGGAUAUUGCUUUUCGAAUUGCCGAAAGGAUGGGGGCAAAUGGAAAUGGGUCUGUUACUAUUGUGGAUAUUAAUGAGAAUAUGUUAGAAGUUGGAAAGCUUCGAGUACCCCCAAAUUAUUCUAGUCAUUUAAAUUGGGUUACAGCUAAUGCAGAAUCUCUCCCUUUUGAAGACAAUUCUUUUGAUAUUUACACAAUAGCCUUUGGAAUACGAAAUUGUACACAUCCAGAAAAAGUUUUGAGUGAAGCUUUUCGGGUGUUAAAACCUAAAGGGAUGUUUUCUUGUUUGGAAUUUGGAAAAGUUAACAAUCCGGUUAUUCAAAAUAUUUAUGAUCUUUACAGUUUUGAACUAAUUCCAGUCAUUGGACAACUUUUAGUCGGUGAUUUUAAUAGUUACAAAUAUUUAGUUGAAAGUAUUCGUGUCUUUCCUGAUCAACAAAAAUUCUCAAAAAUGGUUAAAGAAGCAGGUUUUAAUAAUGUUACUUUUGAAGAAUUAAAUUUUGGAAUUUGUAAUAUUUUUUGUGGAAUUAAAUAA